AUGUCGUUUAGCACCACUCUAAAGCGCAAUUCCAAGUUGGAUUUGAGCAAGUCUGACUUGAUUAAAUUGGUCUCUAUGCUGGAGGGAGAGCUGGAGGCGAUGCAGCUAAUGUUGUCCAUUGUCAGAUCAGAACAGAUCAAGCGGCUGCUGACUCCCUCAACGCUGAGUAAUCCAGGUUUCAAAGCUGUGAAAAACAUCAACUCCUGCAGCUCAAGCUCAUCGAUAGAUCUUAAUCCGCAGCAGACAAUUAAAUACUCGGCUGAUCCGCUCAGCGCUCUAUCUCGUGAUUCUUUUGCAGUAUACCAGCCUUCAUUUGAUUACAACACAACUUUAGCCAUCUUUAACCUCAAAGUUUACCAACUAGAAGACUUUAUUAAAAACCACAAAGUUAACCAGAAAGUAUUACAAAACGCACUUAAAGCAGCCGAAGAGCGAUAUGAAAAGAUCCUUGUCGACUUGGAAAUUGAAAGAACAAAAAACAACACCUUUCAGUCACAGUAUCAAGAGUAUGAUCGCCCUAAGCUAGAAGAGGAGAUUCAAAAGUUGAAGCAAGCGCUUGAAGAAACAAAGACGAGAGAAAAGCAGCUCAUUUAUCACUUGCUUGGGGAGCGGACUCAUCUAAUAGUGAAAUUGAUUGAGGAGAAGCACCAAAAUGAAGAGUUGCGACAGGUGCUUUCGCUGGAAAAGUCAAAAAUGUCCGAGCUGGUGCUGGGACUUGAGGGGGAAAGCGAGCGGAACCUGCAGCUUGAAUCGGAGCUAGAGAAGUACCUAAAUGACGCUGAAAAGGAGCGAAGCAGUUUUAAAGCUCAGCUGCAGCAAAGCGAGUCAAAGAAUGCCGAGCUUCAGAAGGAGAUUGACCAGCUGCGCGGCACGAUAGACGGACUAAAGGUGCAUCAGCCAGUGGGCGUCUCCAAGUCAGCGGACAGUGCCGUGGACAAGUGGAACAUUGGCGAGGGGGUGCGCUCGUCCAUUGUCAGCAUGCCGGUCAGCGCUAAGGUGCACUCACUUUCCUCGGUCAGUGCCGUUGCCCACCCCAAGGCGAGUCUUGCUCAGCCGGUGACAAAGAGUAUUCCCAGCACAAAUACCAUUCUUCCGCCGCCGUCGAUUCCCGCUCCUCAGCCGAAGCAAAGUCAAUCGAAUACGGCUACGAUGAAAAAGUUGGUUCCUCUGAGUGCUGUCGCCGCACCAGAGUCAGCGCCGACAGAUGCAACAGCUAAAACGGCAGCAGCGACAGCAGCAGCAGCAGAUGUGGGCAGCAAAAGUCCUGAAGGUCCGGUUGGAGAAAGGGGUCAAAAAGGCGAUAAGGGCCCUGAGGGACCUAGAGGAAGUCAUCAUGGCGCACAGGGCCCUAGAGGAUAUCCUGGCCUAGAUGGCUGUAACGGAACUGAUGGAGUUCCUGGAGUCAAAGGAAAUAGAGGCCAAGACGGAGCACCUGGCCCGAUUGGUCCUAGCGGGCCCAAAGGCCAGAAAGGAGAAAGCGCCAUUUCUAUAAGUGGACUUGCACUGAAAGGUCAAAAGGGUGAAGCCGGAGAAGAUGGUGGGUAUUGCCGAGACGGAGUACCUGGAGCUGAGGGCCCUAUUGGACCUAGAGGAUACCCCGGGAGUGCUGGUGUUAAAGGCGACAAAGGUGAUAGGGGCAUUUUAGGGCCUAAAGGCCUGAAUGGGAUCUGUUUGGACUCACAAAAAGGAGAAGUUGGUCCUAAAGGAGAGAAAGGAAAAAGUUGUGAGCCAAAUGCAUCAACUUUACCACCUGGAAUCAUUUACAUCAAAGGCCAAGCUGGCGAAAAAGGCGAUAAAGGUGAACUUGGCGCUACAGGAGAUCGUGGGUAUCCCGGAAGUAGUGGAAGUCCCGGAGAACCUGGAGAGGUUGGAAGAAAAGGCGAUAAAGGUUCUAAGGGCGAACCUGGCCGGAAAGGAGAACCAGGAAAAAGUAUUCAGGGCCCCAGAGGAAUGGAUGGAAUGCCUGGUUUAAGCGGGCGCCAUGGGGCUAAAGGAGACAAAGGAGAAAAAGGAGAGCGCGGAAUUCCUGGAGACUCUAAAGACGGAAUUGCUGGCCCACCAGGGCCUAGGGGUUUCAAAGGCGACAAGGGCUAUCCAGGCCUUGGAGGAAUACCUGGACUACCUGGAAGCAUUGGAGAGAAAGGCGACCCCGGAAGAAGUUGUACAGCUUGUAUACCUGGCUCUAAAGGCGAAAAGGGCGCUGGUGGCUAUGAUGGCGCCGUAGGAGACCAAGGUGAAAAGGGCGAAAGAGGACCUAUAGGCCCCCAAGGCCCGAGAGGAGAGGACGGAAUUCCGGGCAUUGGAUCGUUUCCUGGAGAAAAAGGUGAUCGAGGUUUUCCGGGUCGUGAUGGCCCGAAAGGUGACAAAGGUGAUGCGGCGUUUGUACCUAUUGACCUAGUGCGACCAGCGCCUGGCGAGAAAGGAGACCGCGGAAGUAAAGGCAUCAAAGGUGAACCUGGAAGAGACGCACGCCCAGGGCUUCAGGGUUUACCAGGACUAAUUGGCGUCAAAGGUAGCAAAGGAGAUAAAGGAUACCUUGGGUUUCCCGGAACUCCAGGUCCGAUGGGCCAACCGGGCCUUAUUGGUGCCCAGGGCGCCAAGGGCGACGCAGGAAUCGGUUUACCAGGAAUCCCAGGCGUACCUGGACCAGAAGGACCUCCCGGUAUUGAUGGUGAAGUCGGUGGUAGAGGACCAAAAGGCGAGCCCGGAAAUUGUAGCUUUGCAGGCGACAUAACACUGGUUCCCGGCCCCCCCGGAGAAAAGGGGGCCAAAGGCGAUAAAGGCCUUGUUGGCCCAAUUGGAAAUGUGGGCGCUAGAGGAUUUCCUGGAGAAGUUGGAAAAACUGGCGAUUUUGGUAUCAGUGGUCUUCCUGGACUUCAGGGAGCCAAAGGCGACAAAGGAGAUGCUCAAAUUGGGCGCCCAGGUUUAGCCGGACUUCCAGGUCUACCAGGAAAAGAAGGCGCUGUUGGCCCUCGAGCAAGGGACGGACUACCAGGGUUUCCGGGAAUUAAGGGUGAACGGGGAGAUUCUAUUAAGGGAAAUCGAGGUCCUGAAGGCCCUGCUGGGCCAAGAGGGCAGAAAGGAGAGAUGGGAAGUCCUGGGGCUCCUGCAAGGGACCCAAUGGAUGGCGUCCCUGGCCCAAGAGGCCAAAAAGGCGAUAGAGGAUUUCCUGGAGCUAGUGGGCUGCCCGGAAGAGAUGCUGAGAUAUCACAAAAGGGUCAAAAAGGUGAAAGUGGGCGUCCGGGUCUAAGUGGAUUACCUGGAAAAGAUGGUGUCGAUGGAAUGGUUGGAUUUCCUGGUCAAAAAGGUGAAAGAGGCGUUUCGUUGCCUCCUCUACUACCCGAAAAGGGACAAAAAGGAGAAAUUGGGCCUGUUGGAUUGCCUGGUAUUAACUGGGGAUCAUCAGAAAAAGGAGACAAAGGUGAACGCGGAUUUGAUGGCAGAGUUGGAGAAAAAGGCGACAGAGGUCUUGAUGGACUCCAGGGUCCCAGGGGCCUUAGUGGUAUACCUGGCCGUACCAUACAGGGUCUCCCUGGACUUCCUGGCCAAAAAGGUGAAAGAGGAUCUGAUGGGCGGCCUGGACUUGACUCUGAGAAAGGGGACAGAGGACUACCAGGCCUACCUGGAAGAGAUGGGCUCCCUGGAAUUAAAGGUGAUCGCGGGCGUGACGCCAUUGGGGCUGAAAAGGGCGCCAAGGGCGUUAAGGGUGAACCAGGCCCUAUGAACACCUUUCCUGGACCAAAAGGCGAAAGAGGCUAUGUUGGACUACCUGGGCUGCCGGGUGAAAAAGGUGACAGAGGUUACGACGGAGCAGUGGGAGUUCCCGGACUCCCGGGACCAGUGGGCUUAAUGGGAGAUAAAGGAGAAACAGGAGAAGAUGCCAAAUGCUGUGAAACAACUACGGACAAGGGAGAAAAGGGUGAUAGAGGGUUGCCAGGAGAAAUUGGAGCCAGAGGACCACCCGGAAUGCCUUCAUUACCUGGCGAAAAAGGCGAAAGAGGCGCAGAUGGGUUUCCGGGACGACAGGGCGUUCCCGGAAUACCCGGACGUAGCGUGCAAGGCCUACCUGGACUACCUGGACAAAAAGGUGAUAUUGGUCCACCCGGUCCACCCAGCCCGUAUAAAGGCAGAGACGGGCCACCGGGACUUCCCGGAAGAGACGGUCUACCUGGAAAAAUGGGCGAAAAAGGAGAUAAGGGGGCCAUCGGACCCCCCGGAAGAUCCUCUAUGCCUGGUUUACCUGGAGAAAAG
Molecule: messenger RNA, 4251 nt
Organism: Rhagoletis zephyria (snowberry fruit fly)
Lineage: Eukaryota; Metazoa; Arthropoda; Insecta; Diptera; Tephritidae
Source: RefSeq, a predicted model, not a curated record